Messenger RNA from Pocillopora verrucosa, 2619 nucleotides. Lineage: Eukaryota; Metazoa; Cnidaria; Anthozoa; Scleractinia; Pocilloporidae. The record is from RefSeq and is a predicted model, not a curated record.
CACUCAUCUCGACCAAGAUGGCUUCCAGAAGGUUGUUCCAUAUCGCACGAGGAUUGUAUGGCCUGCGAUCAGUGCAGCCAUCCCGUCCGGCCGAACUUGUUAGAGCGUACUGCUCAGCAUCAAAAACAUUUGAAAUGAUCAAGGCAGAGAAAAGGGGUGAAAAACAAAACGUUGGCUUUAUCCAGCUCAACCGACCCAAGGCAUUAAAUGCACUCUGUGAUCAGCUGAUGUCAGAGUUGCAGGAUGCCCUUGAUGACUUUGAAACUGACAAGAAUGUUGGUGCCAUUGUUAUCACAGGAAGUGAGAAAGCGUUUGCUGCUGGAGCGGAUAUUAAGGAAAUGCAGAAUUUAACAUAUCAGAAGUGCUUGUUGGGGGAUUUCCUCGCUCACUGGACUCGAGUGGCUCGUUGUAAGAAGCCCGUCAUUGCUGCAGUCAAUGGAUUUGCGCUUGGAGGAGGAUGUGAACUAGCCAUGAUGUGUGAUAUCAUUUAUGCUGGAAACAAAGCUAAGUUUGGUCAACCAGAGAUUUUGCUUGGAACUAUUCCAGGUGCUGGUGGUACACAGCGACUUCCAAGAGCUGUUGGGAAGUCUCUGGCUAUGGAAAUGAUACUCACAGGAGAUCCUAUUUCAGCAGAAGAUGCACAGAAAUCAGGCCUGGUUAGUAAAGUCUUCCCCGCAGAAGAGCUCGUAGAUGAAGCUAUCAAGACAGCUGCAAAAAUAUCAUCCUUGUCGAAGAUUGCCGUACAGAUCGCCAAAGAAGCUGUCAACACAGGCUACGAGAUGUCACUGGCAGAAGGACUGCAUUUUGAGAAAAGAAUGUUUCACUCAACAUUUUCAACAGACGAUCGAAAGGAAGGGAUGACAGCUUUUGUAGAGAAACGAAAAGCCGAAUUCACGGACAAUUAGUAUCUGUUAUUUUUCGGAAAGUCGUAGCUUUCGAGAACUUUGGAUUGUUGUGUGGGAUUGUUAGAGCAGGUGAAAGAAUAAUGAAAGCUUAUAUAAAAUUGUGUGAAGGGCAAUGAAAACACUCAGCAUGAAUUUUCACCAAAAAAAAAAAAACUUUACUGGCGAAAUUGAUAGAAAAAAUAAAAUAAAUAAAGUAAAAUCAUAGUCAUUUUUCGUUCGUUCGCUCAUCUGUUGAACGGAUACCGUGGGGUAUACAUUGGAACUGGGGCGAGUAUAGAUUUAAGUUCUGCACAGUUCGAUAUGUUAAUAAGACUCGAGUCAGGAAAACUAACUGACGCCCCAGAUGACGGCUCUUCAGUAAACUUUCUGGAAAAUUAAUCCAAGACAAACCUAGUUUUCGACUUGUUUCCUCUCUGUUCAAUUUCCUUUCGUUUUGAAUCAAAUUCUUGGAAGAAAUGGAUUUUAUUUGCUGUAAGGCACCUUGUUUAAAUUGCCUUAAGGUUCAAUGGCUAUAUGAUAAUUGUUUUUUCUUUUUCGGUCCAGGAGGUUUCCCAGCUAGCCUCGACCUUUUGUGCAGGGCAUGAUUUUCAUGGUUUUCGUGAAUUUUUUUGCGAAGUGCAAACUAAGCGUACUAUUACACUUUCUCUGGAAUGUUUGUAUUCACGCUUGACGCACGUGAUUCGACCAACUAGCCAAUCAUGUUUAGAUCCUUGAACUUAACGUUGAGGUUGGCGUGGUCAAUUUCCUUAGCACUAGUUCAACCUUUAAUUAAGAAAGCAGUUGUGAAAAUUUAAUCGUUAUGUACCUCUCAGCUCAAAUAGGUUUUCUGAUUGGAGGAGAACAAGUCGCGAGCCGUGAAUCAAACCAACUUUCUAGGGUGAACAAAAUUCACUAAGCCCCUUGGUAAACAACAACUUGAACUUUCGACUCUCACGGGAUAAGGUCGUGCACCGUGAAACUGCAGCUAAUGUGAGUGCCAGCAUGCGUAAAAAAAUAAUAUUUUAGCAGUCAUAACACUUUUGAAAAUUAAAAUCAAAGUGACUGGCCCCAUGGGAAACAGUGAGAAUUGCUUUCCUUUGACCCGCAAUGAAAACAAAACUCAUUGUUUCCCCUACAGUCAGUUAGUCGCUUAAUUUAUCAACCUUGCCAGGUGUCUGUAUUAGAAUUGUCUGGAAGCGAGAGUAAACAAUAUUAGCAGGGUAGCUAGAGUGCAAAAGAUGAGAAAAUAAUUAGAGCAUCGAAAGAAAUAUGUUUCUUAGCAUAUUGGCUUCGGUUAUCAGAUUUAACUAACACGGGUGCAAAACAGGAACACACAAAAACAUGUAUGGUACAACAGAUAUACCAACACAUUGUGAGUCAUAAAUGUACGAGUUAGAACGUGAGAAGGAAUCCUGUCAAUUUCAUCACUGAAGAAAACUUUUAACCUUGAAAUUACAUCCUGUGGUUCUUUCAGUUUUCAUUAGGCGAAUUUAGCUUUGUUUGAUGGGAAAAAGUUGCUCUGUAUCCUGAAUGCGACUAAUUGAGAAAAGAAAUCCGGAUAAUAAAAACAAUCCGAGUAAUCUAGGUUUGUUUCUAAUUAAAUGCCCCCACGCUUUACUCAAAUGUAAAGAAACGCUAACCCCAAGUCGUGAUCAGUACUUCGUGCAAAGUUGACUGAUGCAUAAUUUAUGUAUGGGUUCUUAAGCUGUUUCUAUUUUUUUCUUUUAAUCAUUGU